Leishmania mexicana MHOM/GT/2001/U1103 is the source of this 606-nucleotide messenger RNA. RefSeq lists its product as hypothetical. Gene Ontology annotation, molecular function: acid phosphatase activity. NCBI's taxonomy places the organism in Eukaryota, Euglenozoa, Kinetoplastea, Trypanosomatida, Trypanosomatidae. The record is from RefSeq and is a predicted model, not a curated record. Bases 1 to 606 code for a protein of 201 amino acids. The transcript has a single exon.
AUGAGUAGGGUCACUGCCAAGGCCGAUGCUGACGCUGCCGCGUUACUGCCGCGAGUGAUCGUCUUCGAUCUCGAUGGAACUCUCUGGACCCCGGAGAUGUACCAGCUGUGGGGCGGCUCCCCCUUCAAGCCGCACAAGCAGAACCCCAGCAUCAUGAUUGACAAGUCUGGCACGGAGGUGCGCCUCAUCGGCGAGUCUCGCGACGUCUUGCAGACCCUUGCGACGAACCCGAAGUGGGCAAACACAUACCUCGCCAUCUCUUCCACCUGCGACGUCCCCAGCUGGGCAAAGGAGCUGCUGGGCACAUUCGAAUUCACCGACUGUGCCGGAAAGACGGUGCCCAUGCACAGCCUAUUCGGUGACCGCAUCGAGAUCUACAAGGCGAACAAGGCGAAGCAGCACGAGAUGAUCCUUCAAAAGGUGAACAAGCUCGACCCGAGCGUGUCCGAGUACGCGCAGAUGCUCUUCUUCGACAAUCAAACGGACAAUGUGCACCAUGUGUCUGGCAUUGGUGUGACGUCCUACUACUGCCCCAGUGGAAUGACGAAGGGGACGUUCGAGAAGGGUCUGCAAAUGUGGCGCCGCGCGCAGCUAUCGAAGAUGUGA